This is a messenger RNA of Penicillium macrosclerotiorum, 1806 nucleotides long. RefSeq lists its product as uncharacterized. The coding region runs from base 1 to 1806 and encodes 601 amino acids. The record is from RefSeq and is a predicted model, not a curated record. Lineage: Eukaryota; Fungi; Ascomycota; Eurotiomycetes; Eurotiales; Aspergillaceae. Gene Ontology annotation, molecular function: microtubule binding; ATP hydrolysis activity; microtubule motor activity. Gene Ontology annotation, biological process: microtubule-based movement. Gene Ontology annotation, cellular component: spindle; kinesin complex; microtubule. The transcript has 4 exons.
AUGGAACAAUUUCUCCUGCAAUAUGCCACCCGGCACCAGUCCCUAGUCAAACAGUUCAAGCCUCCCCGAUCGAAGGGCAAUGAUCCAGAGCAGCCUCCCGCCAGCCCAAAUAUCACGGUGGCCACACGCAUCCGCCCCAUGCUCUCUGAAGAAAUGGCAUCAGGCCAAGUGCCCGCGGCAUUUGCGCGCUCGGAUGAAAGCGGGGUCGUGGACCUCCAUACGUUGCGACGGGUCGUUCGGGGGCUACCCCCGGCCGGCAAAGUGUUUGGCCCGGAUCACUCCACGGAGUUGGUCUACGACGAGCUUGUCCAUCCGCUGCUUCCGUGGGUAUGGAAUGGAGGUGUGGGCACACUCUUCGCCUAUGGACAGACUGGAUCGGGCAAGACAUUUACAGUCACUGGCCUAGAGCGGCUGAUCGCCAGCUCGUUCUUCGAUGGGGCGCUGGGCGGCGAACGGAAGCUACACAUUAGCAUCUUCGAACUGGCAGGCAAUUCGGCGUACGACCUCCUCAAUUCCCGCACCCCCUUCUCCAUACUCGAAGACUCCUUUGGCAACACCCAGCUCGCAGGCGCCCUGGAACACGCUGUUGCAAAUGCGCAAGACCUCCUAUCCUACAUCAACGAGGCAACCUCCUUCCGUCAGACAGCAAGCACGGAGAAAAAUGACGGAUCCUCUCGCUCCCAUGCAAUCUGCCGCAUUCGCAUCGAACAGCCGGCCCAUAUAGGAAUCGAUGAUGGUUUCUUAUACCUCGUCGAUCUCGCUGGGUCCGAGGCUGCCCGGGAUAUCUUCAACCACAGUGCCGACCGCAUGAAAGAAACCCGUGAGAUCAACAUCAGCCUGUCCGUUUUGAAAGACUGCAUCCGUAGCUUGGCUGCCAUAGAAUCUGUUCCUGCCAUGGGCAAGUUGGCGAAGAAGCCCUACAUUCCAUUCCGCCAAAGUACGUUGACGAAGGUCUUAAAACAUGUCUUUGAUCCCAACGCGGGCCGCCAAUGCAAGACAGCCGUGCUGGCAUGUGUGAACCCGAGCUUUUUAGAUACGGGGGCAACCAAGAAUACGCUGCGCUACGCGGAGAUGCUUCGAUCAGCGGAGACGAAGACCACGGCUGCUGGGUAUGACCCGGCGAAUCCAUCAACCUGGACAAACAAAGAUGUGCGCAAUUAUAUCAAAUUGAAGUCCGGCGAUCCUAGUGUCUCGCCAUCAGAUUUGGCGCCGCAGGAAUCGGGUUUGCAGCUUCUCCGUUUACCAGCGGACCAGUUUGUCUCCCGUUGCCUGUCUACGGAAGGCGUCACUGAGGACCAGGCCAAGGCAUUUUAUGCGAAGUUCUGGCGCUUGCACAUUGACUCGCAGGGAAACUCGUCGACAAGGGCGGACGAAUCCACUGGAGCAGACAGCUCUUCGUCCAAAUGCCGCGAUUGUCCGGAUUCCUUUCUGUCAAGUCGAGACCCGGACCCCAGCGCAGCAACCCAAGACUUCAUGAAACGGAUUCGGCCGGGUAUGGUGGUGAGUUGGACACCGCCGCUCGAUCUACCCGGUCGCUCGACCACACAAAAUUUGGCCCUUGUGCUGUGUCCUCAGCAUGCUGUUUGUGAUGGCGUGCAAGAUGUCAAAAGCAAUAAAACAUUAGAAACCGUCGAUGGGCCUGGCAGGAACGGCCGGUAUCUCUGUGCCAUGGUGCUUCCUGGUGCAAUGGCUGGUUCAUACGAGGUUAACUUGUGGCGCCAAGUAAUAGUGGGUGUGGAAGAGAUGGAAAGGGAGGUUCUAUUGGAGUAUGACCGUGCCACACGAUACUACCAUGCUACAGUUUAA